Molecule: messenger RNA, 996 nt
Organism: Fusarium poae
Lineage: Eukaryota; Fungi; Ascomycota; Sordariomycetes; Hypocreales; Nectriaceae
Exons: 3
Coding region: 1-996 (331 amino acids)
Cellular component (GO): cytoplasm
Molecular function (GO): 2-oxoglutarate-dependent dioxygenase activity
Source: RefSeq, a predicted model, not a curated record
AUGACUUCGGAACCGCUGUAUCCCGCUUAUCUACCCACCCGCUCUGACGGGUACAUGGCGCCCGUGCCGGUUCCCCUCUUUGACGGAGAUGAGCCGGGUCUUCGGGCUGAUGCCGCUAAGACGAAUUUGUUCAAGGGCGGGCGCGUCGAGAAUAUCACGCCUCGCGUUGGGACUGAGAUUCGAGGUGUGCAGAUCAGUCAAUUGGAUGAGAAGGGAUUGAAUGAGUUGGCUUUGUUGGCUGCUGAGAGGGGAGUUGUUGUUUUUAGAGACCAAGACUUUAAAGACAUUGGAUUUGAUAGGCAGAAGGAAAUUGUGAGGCAUUAUGGACCACUUCAUCAGCAUCCAACUAUGGGAUACCCAAAGGGUACUGGGCCCGAGUUCCACGUUGUGUACGCUGAUGAGAAGUCGGGAAAUCUAAGGAAGCUCCUUGGUCCACGAACGACAUACGAUCUCUGGCACAUUGACCAAACCUUCACACCCAACGUCCCAUCGACAAGUUUCUUCUGGGUCCUCGAGAUUCCCUCAUCUGGUGGCGGUGACACAGCUUUCACUUCUCUUACAGCAGCAUAUGAAGCCCUCUCACCAGCCUUUCGACAAACACUAUCCAAUCUCAAACUUCACCACACGUCCGCUUCCGAAGGAGAAGUCAAACGUGUAGGUCAGGAACGUGCUUUGGCUGAAGCAAUCAACACGACGCAUCCACUUGUCAUCAAGCAUCCGGUGACAGGCAAACCUUCGCUCUUUGUUAACCCUACCAUCGCGCGACACGUUGAAGGGUUUUUACCUGAGGAGUCGGAUCAUCUGUUGUCGUUUUUGAAGAAUCAUAUUCGCAGUUUGGACUUUAGUUGCAGAGUCAAGUGGGAAACAGGCACGGUUGUGGUCUGGGAUCAGAGAUCAGUGGCACAUUCGGCGGUGCCGGAUUUUCAGGAUAAUGAGCGAAGGCAUAUGGUCAGGAUCAUUCCCUAUGGAUCGAAGCCUGAACCUGCUUUUCAGUAG